Molecule: messenger RNA, 7230 nt
Organism: Oncorhynchus tshawytscha (Chinook salmon)
Lineage: Eukaryota; Metazoa; Chordata; Actinopteri; Salmoniformes; Salmonidae
Product: receptor-type tyrosine-protein phosphatase S-like
Biological process (GO): protein dephosphorylation
Molecular function (GO): protein tyrosine phosphatase activity; protein binding
Source: RefSeq, a predicted model, not a curated record
GAACAGAACUGCGAUACCACACGCGUCCGAGCAACCUGCGCUAUCGGGGGAUUUAAACACUACUCAGCGCUAGAACCCAAACCGCUUCUCUGGAUCUGCCGCAGGACGCUCGCUUACGGGAUUAUUGUUUAUUUGUUUAUUUGAACAAGAAGAUGUGAGUUUUUUGUGUGAAUGCACGAUAAGAAAGAGAGGAACUCCAUCGCUGAUCAAGGUACACUUGAGGAAGAAGGAGAAGACGAAGCCGCUAAACAACUGAAGAUAUGAAGCUAAAGGGCUUUUGAAGACAAGCGAGUGAGACAUCCUGUUUGAAGACCACAGCCUUCUCUUCGUAGGGCCUCGGCACUCCAGCCAGGUCAAAGGUCGCCCCCGGAGCAAGAUGGCCGCCGGCGGUCCACCCUGCCUCCGUCUGCCGGCCCUGCUGCCCCUCAGCACUCUGUUGCUCUGUAUGCUGCUUACUGGCUUCCAUGCCUUAUCACCACCAAGAUUCACUAAAGUUCCCGUAGACCAGAUUGGCGUAUCUGGGGGUGUGGUCUCAUUCGUGUGCCAGGCGACAGGAGACCCUAAGCCCCGGGUGAGCUGGAACAAGAAGGGGAAGAAAGUCAACUCCCAGCGCAUUGAGACUAUAGAGUUUGAUGAGGGUGCCGGCGCCGUCCUUCGGAUCCAGCCUCUACGAGCGCCGCGGGACGAGAACAUCUACGAGUGCGUGGCGGAAAAUAGCGAGGGUGAGGUCAACGUUAACGCCAAGCUGUCCAUAAUCAGAGAGGACUUGCUCCCGGGAGGAUUCCCCAACAUAGACAUGGGUCCCCAGCUGAAGGUGGUCGAGCGGACCCGGACGGCCACCAUGCUCUGUGCUGCCAGCGGCAACCCCGACCCAGAAAUCACCUGGUUUAAGGACUUUCUGCCCAUAGACCCCAACACAAGUAACGGGCGAAUCAAACAGCUGCGCUCAGGCGCCCUGCAGAUUGAGAACAGCGAGGAGACGGACCAGGGGAAGUACGAAUGUGUGGCGUCUAACGUGGAAGGCGUGCGUUACUCAUCCCCUGCUAACCUAUAUGUGCGAGUCCGCCGUGUGCCCCCUCGCUUUUCUAUCCCACCGACCAGUCACGAGAUGAUGCCAGGUGGCAGUGUGAACAUCACCUGCGUGGCGGUAGGGUCGCCCAUGCCGUACGUCAAAUGGAUGCUCAACUCCGAGGACCUAACGCCCGAAGACGAGAUGCCAGUGGGUCGGAAUGUUCUGGAGCUCAACAGCGUGCGAGAGUCUGCCAACUACACAUGUGUGGCCAUGAGCAGUCUGGGCAUCAUCGAGGCGGUGGCGCAGAUCACCGUCAAGUCCCUGCCCAAGCCUCCAGGCACCCCAAUGGUGACCGAGACCACGGCUACCAGUGUCACCAUCACCUGGGACUCGGGCAACCCGGACCCAGUGUCCUAUUACAUCAUCCAGUACCGCGCCAAGUCUCCCGACAGCAAGUUUGAGACCAUGGACGGCAUCACCACUACGCGAUACAGCAUCGGGGGCCUCUACCCCAACACGGAGUACGAGAUCCGCGUCUCGGCCUUUAACACCAUCGGCCAGGGUCCCCCCAGUGAGCCGGUGGAGACCCGGACCGGGGAACAAGCCCCGGCCAGUCCGCCCCGCAACAUCCAGGCCCGGAUCAUCUCCCAGAACACCAUGAUGGUGCGCUGGGACGAGCCAGAGGAGCCCAAUGGACAGAUCAAAGGGUACCGGGUGUACUACACCAUGGACCCGUCCCAGUCCAUGAGCCUAUGGCAGAUCCAUAAUGUCCAGGAUAGCAUCAUCACCACCAUCCAAAGCCUGGUGGCAUCUGAGACCUACACCAUCCGUGUCCUGGCCUUUACCUCGGUGGGCGACGGGCCCUUCUCCGACCCCAUCCACGUCAAAGUGCUGCAAGGAGUCCCCGGACAGCCAACAAAGUUCCAGGUUGGUGCUGUGUCCGACACAAGCAUGGAGUUGACCUGGGAACCUGCCUUCCAGAAAGAGGGGAUCAUCAGCUUUGAACUCCGAUACAAAGAGGGCAGUUUUGGUAGCCAGGUGACCAAAACCUUUGUCCCCACUGCUUCGUACGUCGUUGAGGGUCUGCGGGCGAACACGGAGUACUACUUCUCUCUGGCUGCCAUUUCCAACAAAGGCAUUGGAGCCUUCACCAACGAAAUAUCCCAGAAAACCUUGCAAGCCAAGCCCUCAGCCCCUCAAGAUGUUAAGUGCAGCAGCUCCAGCUCCACCUCCCUGCUGGUAAGUUCGCCCCCGCCUGUGGAGAGCCAGAAUGGCGCCCUGGCGGGGUACCUAGUGCGCUACCAGGUGGUGGGAGCCUCCGUUGAGGGUGGCAGUGCCGGGGAGCCCAUGGAGGAGCCAGCCGUGCUGCCCAGUGAUGGGAAGGUGCUGCUGCAGAAGCUGGAGAAGUGGACCCAGUACAGCGUCACCCUGGCCGCCUUCACUGAGAUUGGGUCAGGCCCAGAGAGCGAGCCCCUGCUGUGCCGCACCGACGAGGAUGUUCCCGGAGCUCCUCCUAGGCGGGUCGAGGUGGAGGUGCUCAACUCCACGGCGCUCAAGGUCAUGUGGCGCUCCCUGUCGCCGGGGCGACAGCACGGCCAGAUCCGUGGUUACCAGGUGCACUAUGUGCGUGUGGAGAACGGGGAGUCGCGCGGCCUGCCCCUCAUCAAGGACGUCAUGCUUGCCGAUGCCCAGUGGGAAACAGACGAUACAGCCGAAUAUGAAAUGGUCAUCGGAGGGCUACAGUCGGACACCACCUACUCCAUCACAGUAGCUGCGUACACCACGAAGGGAGAUGGAGCACGCAGCAAACCCAAACUGGUGGUAACCAAAGGAGCAGUGCCUGGGCCACCCUCUCUGUCGGUGGCUCAGGAUUCAGAGACGUCGGCCGUGGUGUGCUGGGAUGCACCCGAUGUUAUGAUCCCUGGCAUGGGGCUGCAGGGUUACCGGCUUCAGUUUGGCCGCAAAGACGUGUCCCCCCUGGCUAGUCUGGAGUUCACCCCCCAGGAGAGGCAGUACACGGUGGCUAGUGUCCACCGCGGUGCCACCUACCUCUUCAAAGUCCAGGCCAAGAGUCGGGGGGGCUUCGGUGAGGAGGCGACAGCCGAACUGCAGGUGCCCGAACACACACCCCAGGGGUACCCCCAAAUCAGAGAAACCUCCAACGUGACCUGCUGCUCGGUGGAAUUGUCAUGGUUGCCCCCAGUGCUGGCAGAGCGCAACGGGGACAUCACAGAGUACACGCUAGCAUACCAGGAGACGGGCUUGGGGGGCGCGCCCCGGGAACUCAGCCUGCCCGCAAGCCAGUCCACCUACGUGCUCAACAGCCUCAAACCCAACUCGGCGUACGAUGUGAAAAUACGCGCACACACGAGUGUAGGUCCAGGGCCCUACAGCCCGCCGAUCCAGUAUCGGACAGUGGCGUUUGAGACAGAUGUACCAAAGAACUUCACGGUGAAGUGGGUAACCAAGACGACGGUGUUGCUAACAUGGAAGUUUGUUGAGAGGCGGUUCCCUUUUCGGUGCACGAUCGAGUACAACCGUCAGAAGAUGGACGUGGAUGCCCGGCUGACCAAGGCGCUGGUCACCAGCCUGCGGCCCAACACCACCUAUGAGUUCCGGGUCACGUGUCAGGAGAACACAGAGGGUGGCCCUCGCCACCGUGUGGUCGCUCGGACCACACCGCCCAUCCUGGUCAAGAAGCCCAAGCUGGACCUCUACUCGGAGCCAGACAACAUUCUGACCAUGGGUUUCGCCCCGGUAGAGACCAAGGACAUCAAGGACUUCUAUGUGGUGGCGGUACCACUAAAGAAGGGUUUGGGGACUGCACGACAUCUCAAGAACCCAGACGAAAUGGACUUGGAAGAGCUGCUGAGGGACAUCACCCCGAAGCGUCGCACCAGGCGUCAGCUGAGCCAGGCGGAUGGCAAGAAGCCCUACAUCACAGCCUGCUUCAAGCAGCUCCCCACCUCGUUCACCCUGGGCACAGAGCACCGCCACAGCAGCUGUGAGAGUAAACCUCUGGAGCCCGGGCAGGAAUACGUCUUCUUCCUACUGGCUGAGCUCAACACCACCGCCGUGAAAAUGUUUGCGGCCAGCCCAUACACAGACUUAGUGGUGACCCCAGAGCUUGAGGCUGAUCCUCUGCCCAUGGAGACAGGUGGGGACGGCCUCAUCUGGGUGGUGGGGCCCGUCCUGGCCGUAGUCUUCAUCAUCUGCAUCGUCAUCGCCAUCCUCCUCUACAAGAACAGCAAACCUGACAGCCGUAAACGAAAGGAGUCAGAGCCCAGAACAAAAUGUCUGCUGAACAACGCAGAGAUCACCCCCCACCACCCCACAGACCCAGUGGAGAUGAGACGCAUUAACUUCCAGACCACAGGUAUGAUGAGUCAUCCCCCCAUUCCUAUCGCGGAGCUGGCUGAACACACGGAUCUUCUCAAAGCCAACGACAACCUGAAACUCUCCCAGGAGUAUGAGUCCAUCGAUCCAGGCCAGCAGUUUACGUGGGAACACUCCAACCUGGAGGUGAACAAGCCUAAAAACCGCUACGCCAACGUCAUCGCCUACGACCACUCCCGCGUCAUCCUCGCACCCAUCGAAGGUAUUACCGGCAGUGAUUAUAUCAACGCCAACUACAUAGACGGCUACAGGAAGCAGAAUGCCUACAUGGCUACGCAGGGCCCGCUGCCCGAGACGUUCGGGGACUUCUGGAGGAUGGUGUGGGAACAGAGGGCAGCCACUGUGGUCAUGAUGACCAGACUGGAAGAGAAAUCACGGAUCAAGUGUGACCAGUACUGGCCCAGUCGAGGCACAGAGACCUAUGGUAUGACCCAGGUGACUCUACUGGACACCAUAGAGCUGGCCACCUUCUGUGUUCGCACUUUCUCCCUGCACAAGAAUGGCUCCAGUGAGAAGCGGGAGGUCCGUCAGUUCCAGUUCACUGCGUGGCCCGACCACGGGGUCCCCGAGUACCCCACCCCCUUCCUGGCCUUCCUCCGCCGGGUCAAGACCUGUAACCCCCCAGACGCAGGCCCCAUCAUCGCCCACUGCAGUGCGGGCGUGGGGAGGACGGGCUGCUUCAUUGUGAUCGAUGCCAUGCUGGAGCGCAUCAAGCAUGAGAAAACAGUGGACAUCUACGGCCACGUGACCCUGAUGCGAUCGCAGCGGAACUAUAUGGUGCAGACGGAGGACCAGUACAGCUUUAACCAUGACGCGUUGCUGGAGGCGGUGGCGUGCGGCAACACGGAGGUGGCGGCCAGGAGCCUGUUCUCCUACAUCCAGAAGCUGGCCCAGGUGGAGACGGGCGAGCACGUCACCGGCAUGGAACUGGAGUUUAAGCGCCUAGCCAACUCCAAGGCCCAUACGUCCAGGUUUAUCAGUGCCAACCUGCCCUGCAACAAGUUCAAGAACCGUCUGGUGAACAUCAUGCCCUACGAGACCACCCGCGUCUGCCUGCAGCCAAUCAGGGGCCUCGAGGGCUCAGACUACAUUAACGCCAGCUUCAUCGACGGAUACAGGCAACAGAAGGCCUACAUUGCAACGCAGGGCCCGUUGGCAGAGACCACAGAGGACUUCUGGAGGAUGAUGUGGGAGAACAACUCCACUAUUGUAGUCAUGCUCACCAAACUCCGAGAGAUGGGCAGGGAAAAGUGUCAUCAGUACUGGCCCGCUGAGCGUUCGGCCAGGUACCAGUACUUUGUGGUGGACCCCAUGGCUGAGUACAACAUGCCCCAGUACAUCCUCCGAGAGUUCAAAGUCACUGAUGCAAGGGACGGGCAGUCCAGGACAGUGCGGCAGUUCCAGUUCACUGAUUGGCCGGAGCAGGGGGUGCCCAAGUCAGGAGAGGGCUUCAUAGACUUCAUAGGCCAGGUGCACAAAACCAAGGAGCAGUUUGGCCAGGACGGACCCAUCUCUGUCCACUGCAGUGCGGGGGUUGGCCGGACCGGUGUCUUCACCACACUCAGCAUCGUGCUGGAGAGGAUGCGCUAUGAAGGCGUGGUAGACAUCUUUCAGACGGUCAAGAUGCUGCGGACACAGAGGCCGGCCAUGGUCCAGACAGAGGAUGAAUAUCAGUUUUGCUACCAGGCGGGUCUGGAGUACCUAGGAAGCUUUGAUCACUAUGCAACGUAAAAAUCCAUCUCGUCCCCCGAAUCCUAUGUCCCCCUCAACAGUCUCCUGAGCCAUAGAAAUGAAAACAACAGCAGCCAGAAAACAAAAUUCAACCAACAGAAUAGCAAACGAAUUGUAGAUUAUUAUUAUUAUUUUUUUAAGUCAACAAGAGUGCAAUUCCAAUUGGACCCAAUGGACUUUGAUGUCGGCGAGGAAACCGUAAAUGACUCCAUCAGCAGAACUAAUUGACGCCCUCACUCUGAAGAAAGGAACCAAAAGUGGUGGCUCAAGCUGUGGGGUGGGAAUAAUUAAAGUGUUGGACUGCUAACCUUACCUCAAGUGUUCAGAUGUGGAGGUGGACAUUGUAAACAUUUCGUGGAUAUCUAUUAAAAAUUAACUACGUUACAAACAAUACAACAGUGAAUGAAGGAAAAAACCAACUGGGCGAACGUGACUGAGGUAUAAAAAAAAGAAAAGGGAUUGGUAAAAACUGAGAAAAUGGUGGAGUGGAUGUAGCUUUAAAUGGGGAAGCGCCGUUUUUACCAUGUAAGGACAGAGGUUCACAGUUCCUAGUUGUUUAUAAACACUUCUGAUGGAAAACUGUGGUUGCCUGUGUACACAGAUGAUUGUCCCCAAAAUGUCAGACACCUCUGAUGAGACAAACACACUGAGUUAACGGUAAGGUACUGGCAAAAGAAGUCGACCUCCAUUCGGGACCCCCUACCACACUCAUCCUUCUCUCUAAGCAAGAUAACUCCUACUGCCCAUAGUUCUGUUACAACCUUAGAAGCUCAACUCCCAACAUGUCCAUCAUCUCGUACAAAGGGCAGCCCUAUAUCCCUUCAACUCUUUGGGCUAAGAGGAGCUUCUGCAGUACAGAAUAUCCCGGGGGAAAGUGAUGACGGUGUCAUAUAGUGUCUGCCAGCGGUGGAUAAUGCCGAUUCAAUCAACUUACCGUUUCAGUUUCUCCAUCACUUGACGUGUGGAGCUUCUUGAGGACAAACCCCAACAUGUUUAUACAGUAACCACUGACAUAGCUCUCUUAGCCUCAGUCACCAUGGAAACUGGGUGAAAAGAGACCACUCUUGCAAGACCAGAUGAAUGACAAUGAA